Molecule: messenger RNA, 6578 nt
Organism: Erpetoichthys calabaricus (reedfish)
Lineage: Eukaryota; Metazoa; Chordata; Cladistia; Polypteriformes; Polypteridae
Product: un-named hu7910
Exons: 21
Coding region: 258-2930 (890 amino acids)
Biological process (GO): peptidyl-aspartic acid hydroxylation
Cellular component (GO): endoplasmic reticulum; membrane
Molecular function (GO): peptidyl-aspartic acid 3-dioxygenase activity; protein binding
Source: RefSeq, a predicted model, not a curated record
UCUUUCCAUAAGAGUGCCUAAACUUGUUUGACUAGUGAGGGGGCAGCUCUAAAAAUACCAUUUUGAGCAGGCUGAUCACAUAUCCUAUUUUAGCUGAGUUAGUGCUGAAGAAUUCUCUGCCACCACUGCUGCUGUUUGCUGCUGCUGUUUGAUCAAGCUUUUGGGGUAGCGUCAAGGGAAUUUUAUUGCUUUUCAAAGGCUUGUGGCUCAGUUUGACUGCUCCCUUUGGGAUUUCUGGAUGGAUAGGAGAGUCUGAUAUGGCAGAAGAUACAGAUGGAAAGAAUGUAGGAAACAAAAAUGGGAAGAAAGGAGGAGGACUCUCUGGAAAGUCAUUUUUUACCUGGUUUAUUGUGAUUGCAUUGUUGGGAGCCUGGACUUCAGUAGCAUUGGUUUGGUUUGAUGUGGUAGAUUAUGAAGAAGUGCUUGCCCGAGCAAAGGACAUUCGUUAUAACAUAUCAGAAGUAUUACAAGGUAAAUUGGGCAUCUAUGAUGCCGAUGGGGAUGGUGACUUUGAUGUGGAAGAUGCAAAAGUAUUACUAGGAUUAAAAGAUAGAUCCAGCCAUGAUCAUCAUUCGGAUACCAGUGAGUCUGAAGAGAAGAGCCAUUAUACUGCUCAAGACUAUGAGGAGGAAACUGAAGUUGAGAAAGAAAUCCAUUCACACAAAGUGGAAGCUGAUUUACAUGUUUUACCUGAUAUUCAUGAGCAUGAACAUGAAGAGGACCACGAGCACGACUAUGGCCAUGAUCAAGACCACGGACACCACCGCCAUGAGCAUGGGCACCACCACGAGCACGACCAUGGGCACCACCACCACGGGCACCACCACCACGAGCACGACCAUGAUCAUGACCAUUACCAUGGGCAUGAGCACGAACAUGAGUAUGAUGAGGACCACAUCUACGAUGAACCUAAUGCUGAGGGCAACGUCCACAAUGAGCCUGAUGCUGAGGACGAGACUGAGAGCCAUGACCACAAUGAGCCUGAUGCAGAGGACGAGACUGAGAGCCAUGACCACAGUGAGCCUCAUGCAGAGGAUGAGACUGUGGGCCAUGACCAUAAUAUGCCUGAGGCCGAGGAUGACAGUGAGGGCCACGACCAAACCGUGGAUGAGAAUGAAAAUGAAUAUACCCAGAUAACAGAACAAAACCCAGAAGCUCCCAUUGAGCAAGAGGUACAGGAAUCUGAAGAUGAAAUACCAGCUGAAGAAUUUGUGACUGAAGAGGUUGAUGCAGAGUUUCAGGAAGAAGAAUCUGAUUUGCCUGGUUCAGAAAAUGAACUUAACAUUCCACCUGAAGAGGACGAAGAAACAUUUCAGCAUGAAGAUGUGGAAAAUAUAGAAUUUGAAACUGAGAUACUAGAUGAAGAGGCAAAACACGUAGUUGCAGAUGAGCCAGUAGUAGAUGAGGAAAACAAUGAAGUUAUUGGAGACCAGACAGAAAACCUGGAGACAGCUAAUUACAAUGAGGAGAAUCCAAAAGAGUCGCUAGAAGUCUCACAGUCAACAGGUACAGAAGCAUCCCCUGAUGAAACUGAAGAAGUGCCUGCCGAAAGCCAUGAAUCUGAUCCUGAAAAAAACAUUGAAUCUGGUAAAACUGAAAAUGAAAUGGAGAAGUUGCAAAAAGAGAAAGCAAAAAAGAAGAAACCCAAACUGCUGAAUAAAUUUGACAAAACUAUUAAAGCUGAGAUAGAUGAAGCAGAAAAGCUCAGAAAGAAGGGACGAAUAGAAGAUGCAGUGCGAGCAUUUGAAGAUCUUGUCAUCAGGUACCCUCACAGUCCUAGAGCGAGAUAUGGUAAAGCUCAGGCACAAGAUGACUUGGCUGAAAAGCUAAGGAGCAAUGAGGCUCUUAAAACUGCCAUUAAUACCUAUGGUGAGGUUGCAGAACUUCCAAAUGCACCAUCUGACCUUGUAAAAUUGACACUUAAAAGGAAAGCUGAGAGACAGCAGUUCUUGGGACGUCUUCGAGGAGCACUAGUUACACUUGAAAAAUUAGUACAACUUUUCCCUGAUGAUGUGUCUCUCAAGAAUGAUCUUGGAGUUGGCUUUCUUCUUUUGGGAGACAAUAAGAGUGCCAAAAAAGCAUAUGAAGAGGUUCUUGCUGUUUCACCAGAUGAUGGAUUUGCAAAGGUUCAUUACGGGUUUAUCCUUAAAGCAGAAAAUCUUAUUGCUGAAAGUAUCCCUUAUUUAAAGGAAGGGCUGGAGUCUGGUCAUCCUGGCACUGAUGAUGGGCGCUUUUACUUUCACUUAGGUGACGCUUUGCAAAGAGUUGGAGACAAAGAAGCCUACAAAUGGUAUGAAAUUGGACACAAAAGAGGACAUUUUGCAUCUGUGUGGCAGCGAUCCCUCUACAAUGUAAAUGGUCUCAAAGCUCAGCCUUGGUGGACUGCUAAAGAUACAGGCUACACAGAUCUUGUGAAGGCUCUGGAGAGAAACUGGAGGAUGAUUCGAGAUGAAGCUCUUGCGGUAAUGGACUCAGAAAGUGGCAUGUUUUUACCUGAGGAUGAAAACCUCAGAGAGAAAGGUGAAUGGGGCCAGUUCACACUAUGGCAACAAGGAAAACAGUCUGCAAAUUCCUGUCAACGAGUUCCAAAAACUUGUACUUUGAUGGAGAGAUUUCCAGAGGCCACAGGUUGCAAAAGAGGACAGAUCAAGUACUCUGUCAUGCACCCUGGAACACAUGUGUGGCCACAUACUGGUCCCACUAACUGCCGGCUGAGAAUGCAUCUGGGCCUCGUCAUUCCAAAGGAAGGCUGUCGUAUACGAUGUGCCAAUGAUACCAGAUUUUGGGAGGAAGGAAAAGUGCUCAUAUUUGAUGAUUCAUUUGAGCACGAAGUUUGGCAGAAUGCCGACAGCUACAGACUAAUCUUCAUUGUCGAUGUUUGGCAUCCAGAGCUAACUCCUCAUCAAAGAAGAUCUCUGUCUCCUAUAUAAAGACUGAAAUCUGCCCAUCUAGGAAAAAGACACAAAGCUGAGGAUUUAAAAAUAUGUAUACUUUGUACAGUAAGCACACUGUUAAUUAGUUUAACUUUAUUUGCAUUAAUGUUGACAUUAACAUGCAAGAUUCCAAAAAUCUGCAAGAUUUUUUUUUAUUUCAUGCAAGGGUCAUUGAGCCUUGAUCUCAACAGCUGCUGUGAUUUGCUGAUUCCGUUUUGUUUUCUUUAUGGCCGCAAAGGUAAAUUUACCAGCAAGACUGUUUACACAGCUUGGGAAAUCAGAGCGCCAGCUCAAAAGGAAUGAAGAUUAAAUAACUUGGCAUCUGGCUGUCCUUGGAGAUAAUGCCUGUUAUAUGAAGGCUAAGUGUGUAUAAAGAGAAAAAAAAGAAAUGUUCUUUAAAAGUCUCUGUGUGAAUAUAAAAUCUGUUGGAGCCAAUGUCUUGUGAGACAUGCAUUGUAUAUUACAAGACGAGAUGUAAAAACUUGGCUGUUUAAUUGGUACCAAAUUACAAAGACAUCCUACUGUCAGGCAUACUAGUAGAGAAUACUCUGGAGACUUAAGCAAAUGCACUGAUUGUCCAAAUUCCACAUGAAAUCCAUAACAUCUGUAUCAGAGUAUAACAGAAUGUCUCUCAGUUUUUGUCGUGCCAUUUGUUUGAAUAGUGCAGUGUUGCAUUUAUGCAGUAAUCACUUACAACUCAUGCUUUUCUGCCAGUAUGACUCCAAGCAGUCAUGUAGAAUAUAGUCUCAGUUUACUAUAAUUUGUGCCUUUUGACCUGUGUAGUACUUGAUAUCUAAAGACUAGGGGAAAAAAUGAGAUUUUAUUUUUAAUGCAGAGCCAAGUGAUAUAAAGUUUAUGAGCUAAGUGGUUAAAUUAGUAUGACUGAAUGAUUUAUAUUUUUAUAAUUAUGUCAUAUUUUCCAAAAUUAACUUCCCUUUCAUGACUUGCAGUUUUCUCUCUAUAAUAUUACCUACAUUUUUCACUGCUUAUAUGAAAAACCCUCACUUUUCUCAUGUCUGUGUGGAGUUUUUCUCCAGGCAUUUCAGCUUUCCUUUCACAUCUAAAGAUCUAUAUUGGUGAAUCUGUAUUGGCGUGAAGUGUGGGAGUGUGUGUUAGUGUGCCAUGUGCUGGAAUGAUGCCCAAGAUUAAGUUCUGCAGCUGGGAUAAGCUUCUGCCCCUACAAUCCUAAAGUUGGAUUAGACCGACUCGAUAAUUAAAUUGAUGGUUAUUAUUAUUUUUUUGUAUAAAUAUCACAUUUUUAUUUUAACCAUUCACAAAUGUUCACCACUGAUUUCUGCAUAGUACUUUAUUCAUUACAUACUUUCAGUAAUGUCAUGUUUUAAAAGUGAAAGGGAGUUCAUUUACUUGUGCUUGCCAUUAUUUGAGUAAAUUAAUUUGCUAAGGAAAGUCACAAUUUUUCUAGAAUGUUAAUCUGAAUGCUCUAUGGAUGCUUCAUUUUUGUGCCUGCCUGAAUGUCUUCACGCCUUUACACUUAGGUAUUAAUGCACUGAAUAUACAUUUUGCACAGAUUUGUAAUGAAUUUACAGUAUGAUUAAACUUUGAGAGCAUUAAACCAAGAAGUUUCAAUUCUGUAAAAUAUUCUUUUAUUCAUGUUUCUCAAAUGUAACUUGGUAUAUUUAUUUCACUUAUUUUUUGAAUAUCAAUUUUAAACUGCAUUUUUGUGUUAAAUACGGUACAGUUUCACAGUCUGUAAUCCUUGUUCUGCUUUGUGUAUUUAUACUAUAAAACUAAAGGUACAACAUAAGAUUAGAAAUUUGUCUUCAAAUUGUUUUGUCAUAUUUGUACUAGGUAUAUGUCAGUAUUAUGCACCAAUGUGACCUUCAUGCUGUUAAUCUCUGUGCAAAUAAUACUCACAUACAUUUACAAUUAUUUUGGUUACAGUAUAUUAUAUUUGCUGCCAUUUUGUGUGUCUAUUUCUUGGGGCCAACACCAUUUUGGUGUUCCUGAUAGUUAUGACUGCAUGUUGCUGGACAUACAGUUCACAUGCUGCCUAACAUCAUGGUGGUCUUCUUAUACUCUAAAAGAUUGCCACUUGCUCUUAAGGGCAUCAGAACUUUCUGUAAGUAAAGUUUCCUACAGAUUUUAGUGCUUGAGCAAAUCAAAUUAAUUUAGAAUCUUGUUUCUGACUUUUCUUUGAGUUUUGUGGUGUUCUGUGAACUUCUGUUGUCAAACUCUGUUCUUGGUGUUCUGACCUCUCUGUAAAACCUCUCUGUGAAAACUUAUAUGCAGCAUUCUAGACCGUCACUAUUUUGUUAUUAAUUUAAUAUUAAUUCAUCGGUAUGCUUAUAAUUUAAAAAAUGUGCAUUUCUUUUCCGUAUGAAGUUCUUUUGUACUUUGAAAUUUGAUGUAAAAACAUGUGAAAGCAUAAAACAGUUGUCAGUUUUCUUGAGAUUGUUAAUAUUCAUUUUAAAUUGGUAUCUGUAAUGACAUGUACCUUAUGUGAGUGUAUCUGUACAGUAUUUACAGUGAUAUGGGAUAUGGUGGCUUGUAAAACAUUUCAUUCAGCUCUAACCCUUCACUUAUUUAGAAUGCUUAAACAUCUUUCAGGUCAUCGUGUCAAUUCUUCAUUCUCCUGUCUUCAUUAUAUUGGUUGAAUGUAAUAAAUAUAUGAACAGUCUAGAGAUCCCAAAAAUACUGUUACAAUCACCCCGACCUCCCAGAGUAUAGCUAUAACUUUGUUCUUUUUGUAGGAUUGUCAGGGAAAGUAUUUUAUAUUGAAUAGAAAAAGUUAUACCACUUAUAAUGUCAUGUUUCUUAGAGUGUAUCCUGGCUAGCUUCCUGUCAGGAUAGUGGUUUCAUUGUUGAAAUUGUAUUUUUCUUGUAUCAUUUAAGGUUAGUUGGCUUUAAUGUGUGAAUUGUAUUUUUUUUUUUUGCUAAUGGUCUAUGGUCUUCCCAACAGAAGAAAUAGAGAAAGGGACCUGAGCUGUAGUGUGCACAGCUAGUGAUAUUUCAAGAAAUGUGAUAGGAGUGGAUUGUGUCAACACUCCUGCUACAAGUAAGCAGAUUUUUAUUAAUUUUACUAUUAUUGUCUCAUAUGGAGUGUAACUUAUUAACUACAAAGACAUGAAAGCAAGGUCUGAUAAUAGGGCAUACAUGUCACCCGCAAUAAAUUCUGAUCUUUUAAAGCUAUGAGGUGAUGCUAAAAAUAAAGUUGAUCCAAGAUGUUGAAACACUUGAGCAAAUUAAGUCCAUGAGUAUGAAAUAUUGUUAUGUUCUGUUUCUUACAGUUAGUUUCCAGCUUAAUAGCUAAAGUUUUACACGACGAAUAAGAAAUGAAUGUAUAAAUACAUUUAACUCACACAUUUUAUUUAGCCUGUCUGUUUUAAACAAUAUUCUUUUCACAAAAGUAGGACACACUGUGAUUUGGUAUUUACUCAGCUCACACUAACUGGUUUUAAUCUGUAAUACUUGACUGAAUAUGCUGGAGAUUCAUUUUAACAGCUCCUGUAAAAUUUCACCUUUCAUUGAUGUAUUCUUUAUGAUAUUGUGAAAAGGAACAUUCAAUACACUAAAAGUUACCACAGUCUUUAAAGUUGUUUUUUUAUGCACAAAUGUAUGACUGUGCUAUAUUUUUGUAAAAUUUUGAUGUUAUGUUUUGUUUAAUAAAGCUGCUAACUCAUAUGA